AAACGGCUUAUCACACCGAAAACGCAGCAACCUUUAACUUUUUCUUCAGAUUUAUUUUCAUUUUGUCGUUAUCGCCCCGCGGCUCCACAUUGGCACUGUCUGGCAAGUAGCCGUCAAAUCAGGUCAAAAUUUUUGCGCAAUCUUCUUUUUUUCGGUCGCCCUUAUUCCGGCACCGCGCAGUCAAAUCCACAUCGCAACGAAAUUUCACUAAAUUCCAAAAAUAAUAAAACAACGUGAUGUCCACCAAGACUGACAACGGAGCAACGAGCAAAAAGACCGAACCCAACGGCGAAAGCGAACUGUCCGUGUUCGGGUCGAAAUCGUCCAUUACACGGGCGCUGAACCUGCAUGGAUAUCACAUGGGCAUCAAAAUCGGCAAAGGAUCGUUUUCCUCGGUUCGCCUAGCCAAACACAUCAGCAAAAAUCAGAACGUCCAAACGCUGGCCUGCAAAGUGAUCGACGUCCGCAAGUGCACCGAGGAGUUCAUCAAGAAGUUCUUCCCCCGGGAACUGAGCGUCCUGAUGAAGAUUCGACAUCCGCACAUCAUCAAGAUCCACAGCAUUCUGAAACGGGAACGGAUGGUGUUCAUCUUCAUGGAUUACGCCGAAGGCGGAGACCUGCUGAAGCACAUCAACAAGAACGGACUCAUGAAGGAACCGCAAGCCAAGCGAUGGUUCGCCCAACUGGUCAGCGCCCUCCGCUAUCUGCACUCGAUCGACAUCGCACACCGGGACCUCAAAUGCGAGAACAUCCUCAUCUCCAAGAAGGGAAGUCUACUCCUGGCGGACUUUGGAUUCGCCCGAAUCUGCGGCGAAGAAAAUGGAACCUUCUCCAACACCUAUUGCGGAUCCGCGGCCUACGCCGCACCGGAGGUGAUCCUUGGCAUGCCGUACAAUCCGAUGCGGGCGGACGUGUGGUCACUCGGGAUUAUCCUGUUCGUCAUGCUGAAUGCAGCUAUGCCCUUCGACGAUCGAAAUCUUAAAAAGCUGGUGGAAGAUCACCGGAAUCGGAAUUACGGAUUCGACGAGUUGGUGGAUAAACAACUGACGUUGGCGGCCAAGCAUACCGUUUUCGAGCUGCUGAAUCCGGAACCAACGGAGAGGAUCGAGCUCGAUCAGCUGACCAAGCUGGGAUGGAUCGACGAGAACUCGGCCAAGGAGAAGAAACGACGGCUGGGUGAGCUUUGCGUUAGGGGUAGUCGAAGUGGAUCGGGAGGUAAGACUGGAUGCAAGUGUUGAAUGGGCUCUAUUUUGAAUGCUUAUUCGUUGCUAAUUGUAUAUAUUUUCGAUGGAGUGAUAAGUAAAAUAAUCUGGUACAUG
Molecule: messenger RNA, 1319 nt
Organism: Aedes albopictus (Asian tiger mosquito)
Lineage: Eukaryota; Metazoa; Arthropoda; Insecta; Diptera; Culicidae
Product: testis-specific serine/threonine-protein kinase 6-like
Exons: 1
Coding region: 237-1238 (333 amino acids)
Biological process (GO): protein phosphorylation; intracellular signal transduction
Cellular component (GO): cytoplasm
Molecular function (GO): protein serine/threonine kinase activity; ATP binding
Source: RefSeq, a predicted model, not a curated record